Messenger RNA from Athalia rosae (coleseed sawfly), 1419 nucleotides. RefSeq names its product HSPB1-associated protein 1 homolog (gene HSPBAP1). The transcript has 4 exons. NCBI's taxonomy places the organism in Eukaryota, Metazoa, Arthropoda, Insecta, Hymenoptera, Athaliidae. Bases 154 to 1404 code for a protein of 416 amino acids. Gene Ontology annotation, molecular function: 2-oxoglutarate-dependent dioxygenase activity. The record is from RefSeq and is a predicted model, not a curated record.
GCUGGAUGCCCAAAGUACCUAAAAUAAUAGCAAGUAACGCCAUCUGUACUACAGGGAAAUGGGAGAUUAAAUAUAUGGAGACAAUAUGCUUGUUUACUGAAGUCAGCAGCUUUGCCUUGUCUGAACCUCUUGUACAUCUUGCAUGCAUCCAACAUGCAACAUUCUAUGUCAGCCCUACCGGAGCCUUCAACUGAAAUAUUGAGGCAAGCAAUACUUGAAUUGGAAGAGCCACUUGUUUUCAAUAAUUUAUUGCGUAGUUCAGAUGGCAAUAGUUUAUGGAAGUUCCUUGACUGGAAUUUGGUUGAACUUGCUGAGAAAUUGAAGGACCUUAGCUUGCCUUUCAGAAUUGGACUCAAUGCUAAAACCUUGGAACCGCAGUGGGACUUUAAAUGUAGAUUAGAAAAUAUGACAAUGAAAGAAUUCCUCAAGAAGGUGGGAUCUCCAGAACAAAAUGAGAAGUCCUAUUACUUUGACUAUAAGUACAUGCAUGAAUGGUUAGUUGAUAAUCCAGAAAUACUUUCAUCUAUUGACUGGCAAAGAUUUGGUUUUGAUAAACAAGGAGCAGAUUCUACCAUGUGGAUUGGAAGUCAAGGAGCACAUACAAACUGUCAUCAGGAUUCUUAUGGGUGUAAUCUGGUUGCUCAAAUUCAUGGAAGAAAGCGAUGGCUUUUAUUUCCACCUGACUCUGGAUCAGGGCUCCAUCCCACUAGAGUACCUUAUGAGGAAUCAACAGUUUACAGUAGUUUCAAUCUAUUCUGUCCAUCAAAAAAUGAUGAAAAAGCUCUCUUAGAAUCUGAUCUAAAACCAAGGAUGAUAGUUUUGGAUCCCGGUGCGGUAUUACUUGUCCCUAGAGGAUGGUGGCAUUAUGUGGAAUCUAUUGACUUAAGUGUCAGUGUCAAUGUGUGGCUACCUAUACCAGCAGAUGACCAGUCAAGACUUGGGGAAGCCGUUGUUAAAUUAUUAGUCAAUGAGAUUGGAAGGGGGGUGGUACCUACAUCUGAUAAAUCACCUGCUCCUUCAAUAAAAGAAGCUAUGGAACUGAUACAAAUAUGCAUCAAGCAGUGCAACAUAACAGAAUCAGCAGCCUCUUCCCCAGCAAAAAAAUUCAAAAGAAUCAAAUGGUCGGCUCAACAACUUGUCAGUGAAUAUCCCAAAUACAUUUCAUUGAUUCCAAUACUAGAGACUGCAGAAUUGCAGACAUUACUUUCUGGUAACCGAAAUCGUUUCUCAGAUAUAGAUCAUGAUUACUCAAUGGAGGUACAACAAUCUGGUGAUAAUUUACAUGAUAAGAAUGACUUACCUCAUAACAAAAUGACUAAUGUUAUAGUAAAUGCACUAUGUCAUCCAGAUGUUAUUGCUCAAGUUACUAAACUAAUCUUACAGGAAAGUACUGAUGAAAAAUAAAUCUAUUGAAUGAAA